ACUGAAGCUCUAGUUAGAAAGCUAUUACAGAAGGCUUUCACUAUGAAGAAAUGGAAAGGGGAUGGGCAGCAUGAACAACAUGCAAUUCUGUUAUCCAGCUAGCUUCGCGGUAUGCGACGCAAGAGUGACGCCAUUUCAUCUCCCACCGGCUCCUGCAAGAAUUGUGAAAAGGGCCUGAAAGUUGAUUAUAUGUAUAUACCUAAUACCUUUAUACCUAAAAUGGUAAAAAUCUUUGUUGGGAACCUCUCGCCGAACACUACCACUGAGGAGAUCCGCUCCCUCUUCUCUCAGUAUGGCAAAAUCUCUGAGUGUGACAUUGUCAAAAACUUUGGUUUUGUGCACAUGGAUGACAAAGCAGAGGCCGAUGAAGCCAUUCGAAAUCUUCACCAUUACAUGCUGAACGGUUUAGCCAUGAAUGUAGAGAUGAGCAAAGGGAAGCCCAAGACCUCUACAAAACUUCAUGUCGGCAACAUCAGCAGUAGCUGCACCAACCAAGAACUCAGGGGAAAGUUUGAGGAAUAUGGACCUGUGGUUGAGUGUGACAUAGUGAAGGACUAUGCAUUUGUUCAUAUGGAGCGAGUGGAAGAUGCUAUGGAGGCCAUCAGUGGCUUGGACAACACAGCCUUUCAAGGCAAACUGAUGAGCGUGAAGCUUUCGACUAGCCGCCUGCGUACCGCUCCGGGAAUGGGAGAAAGAACGGGUUGUUAUCGGUGCGGGCAGGAAGGCCACUGGUCCAAAGAAUGCCCAUUGGACCAGAACGGCUCCUACGGAGAGGGCCCAGGCUCGGGAGGAUAUGGGCCUCUCAGGUUCAGUGCGAGUGGCGAUCGUGGUGGCCGGGGUUUUCAUCGCGGCUUCAGUGGCGAGCAAGCCUACGGUGGCAGCUUUGCACCCUCACAUGGCUUCACCAGGGGAGCAGGGCAUUUCUUGGUUGCUCAUGGAUCAUUUUAGAAGUUGUGAUGCAUCCUGUUUUGGCUGGGUCAAAGACAGUACAGAUGACCCACUUCUUGACACUAAACUACUUUUGUUGUCUUAAACUUGAUGUAGCCCUGUGUUUGUUUGGUUUUUUUUUUUGUUUUGUUUUUUUAAAGUUUUUUAAUUUGAUUCACAGUAUAAAUACCUGUAAAUAUUUUUUUCCUCAUUAAUAAAAGUUUAAAAGAAAUCUUAUCUUUUAUCUUAUCUGUACAGAUCAUUGCAGUUGUCUUUGAUCUACAAAUUUUUGCAGUUGCUCCUUAAACAAAAUGUCGUCAAUUGAUAGUGUUGGGGAAAGUAUCUUUUAAAAGUAAUGCAUUGCAAUAUUGUGUUACUCCCUAAAAAAGUAAUUAAUUGUUACUUUUUCUCGCCUAAAAGUUUUCACCCAACACUUGCUUUAGCAAUUAAAAAAAAAAUUUAAACACAAAUUUGAUAGUCAUCUAAAGUCAUUUUGCUUAGUUGAAUUGGAUCAUAGAAGGUCAGCAGCAAAGAAAUUGGUUAAUAAAGUAAGUUUAAAUAAAGUAUAUUUGUGUUAAUAUUCUGAGUUAGCAUUUCACUGUUUUUAUUCAUUUCAGUGAAUACACAGCACAGACAACUCCUCUGCACCUUACUCCUGAUUUCUCUUAACAUGGGGACCGAAGAGGUGUCAGUCUAUAAAUGGAAAAAAAAAAAGUAACUUGCAUUCCUUAUUUGAAAAAGUAAUUCAGAUGUUUUGUUGUAAAUUUAAAAGUAAUGUGUUACUUUAGCAGUUAUUUGAGGGAAAAAAAAGUAAUCUGAUUAUGUAACUUGCAUUACUAAAUGCGAUACCCCUAACUCUGCUGACACAUGUGGUGGAAAACUGAAUAUUAAUCUUUGCUCAAUAAAAAAAUCUUUUGCUCAA
Molecule: messenger RNA, 1849 nt
Organism: Ctenopharyngodon idella (grass carp)
Lineage: Eukaryota; Metazoa; Chordata; Actinopteri; Cypriniformes; Xenocyprididae
Gene: rbm4.1
Product: RNA binding motif protein 4.1
Exons: 4
Coding region: 112-948 (278 amino acids)
Biological process (GO): mRNA splicing, via spliceosome
Cellular component (GO): nuclear speck; cytosol
Molecular function (GO): zinc ion binding; mRNA binding
Source: RefSeq, a predicted model, not a curated record